AUGUCGCAACUUCCAACCGUUGGCCCCAAUGAACCCCGAGAGCCAACUGACCACUGGAAACUGAGCCACAAUGCUUCCCGCUUCAAAUCUCCAACUCCUCCUCCGAUCCUCCUUCCUCUAAAUUUCCCGUCAAUUAUGGAAACUCUAAAGUUUCCUAUUUCAAUUCGACUCCCCAUUCACCACUCUCCUCUUCUCCACCACCACCCAACCGCCGCCACCGCCGCUCGUCUCAACUCCCCCAAGCCCACUCUCCACCGCCUCCGCGCUCCCCUCUUUCGCUUCAAACCCUCCCUCCUUUCUCCGCCGCGUAAUUUCCCUACUCUUCGCUGCUCCUCCGCCGCCGAUCACUCCGAUCACCACCACCACGACCACGACCACGAUCAUCACCAUCACCAUCAUCAUCAUCACCACCACGGCGGAGACUGCGCGGAGCUAACCGGAGCGCAGAAAGCGUUCAUCGGAUUCGCGAAGGCUGUGCGAUGGACCGACCUCGCCGAUUUCCUCAGGGAGCACUUGCAUUUGUGCUUCUGCUCCGCCGCUCUCUUCCUCGCCGCCGCCGCUUGUCCUUACGUCGCUCCGAAGCUCGCCGCGAAGACUGUGCAGAAUGCUUUCAUGAUCGUCGCUUUUCCUCUAGUUGGAAUCUCUGCGGCGCUUGAUGCGAUUACUGAUAUUAGUGGCGGGAAAGUGAACAUUCAUGUGUUAAUGGCUUUAGCAGCAUUUGCGUCGGUGUUUAUGGGGAAUGCUCUUGAAGGGGGCUUGCUUCUGGCUAUGUUUAAUCUUGCUCAUAUCGCUGAGGAGUAUUUUACCAGUCGCUCCAUGAUUGAUGUGAAAGAGUUGAAAGAAAAUUAUCCUGAUUCCGCCCUUGUGCUGGAUAUGGAUGAUGAACAGGUUCCGGAUACAUCUAAUUUGAAGUACAAGCAGGUUCCUGUGCACGACUUGCAAGUUGGGUCGUAUAUCUUGGUUGGAGCUGGAGAGUCUGUGCCUGUAGAUUGUGAAGUUUUCCAAGGUAGUGCUACCAUCACUAUGGAGCACUUGACAGGAGAAGUUACUCCAUUGGAGACAAAGGCUGGAGACAGAAUACCUGGUGGUGCUAGGAACUUGGAUGGCAGGAUGAUAGUGAAGGCAAGAAAAAUUUGGAAAGAGUCAACCCUUAGCAGGAUUGUGCAAUUGACAGAGGAAGCACAGUUAAAUAAACCAAAGCUUCAGAGAUGGUUAGAUCAGUUCGGUGAGCGAUACAGCAAGGUGGUUGUAGUUUUAUCGGUGGCUGUUGCUCUACUUGGUCCAUUCCUGUUCAAGUGGCCAUUCAUUGGUACAGCAGCUUGCAGAGGAUCAGUUUAUAGAGCAUUGGCCCUCAUGGUGGCAGCAUCACCAUGUGCUUUGGCUGCAGCUCCAUUGGCCUAUGCAACUGCUGUUAGCUCCUGCGCAAGGAAGGGGAUAUUGCUGAAAGGCGGUCAUGUGCUAGAUGCUCUAGCUUCCUGUCACACUAUUGCAUUUGAUAAAACUGGGACCUUGACAACUGGUGGCCUAGCAUUCAAAGCAAUUGAACCAAUUUAUGGACAUCAAGUUAGAGACAAUAAAUCAGAUUUUUCUUCCUGUUGUGUGCCUAGUUGUGAAAAAGAAGCCCUCGCUGUUGCUGCUGCAAUGGAGAAGGGUACCACACACCCUAUUGGAAGAGCUGUUGUAGACCAUAGUGAAGGAGAAGACCUUCCUUCUGUUUCUGUUGAGAGUUUUGAGUAUUUUCCUGGCAGGGGUCUUGUUGCUACUGUCAAUGGCAAUGAGUUAGGAACUGAAGGGGGUAAACUGUUGAAAGCAUCUCUUGGUUCAGUAGAUUUCAUCACUUCACUAUGUAUAUCGGAAGAUGCGUCCAAAAAGAUCAAGGAAGCUGUGGAUGCUUCUUCAUAUGGAACUGAUUUUGUCCGUGCUGCUCUUUCAGUCAACGAAAAGGUAACACUGAUUCACCUUGAGGAUAGGCCUCGACCCGGGGUAUUGGAUGUCAUUGCAGAGCUACGAGAUCAAGCAAAGCUCCGUAUAAUGAUGUUAACUGGUGACCAUGAGUCAAGUGCUUGGAGAGUUGCAAAUGCUGUAGGUAUCAAUGAAGUUUAUUGCAGCCUGAAGCCUGAGGAUAAGCUCAGUCAUGUCAAGGGUGUCUCAAGGGAUAUGGGGGGAGGUCUGAUAAUGGUUGGUGAAGGUAUUAAUGAUGCUCCAGCACUUGCAGCUGCAACAGUAGGGAUUGUCCUUGCGCAACGUGCUAGUGCAACAGCCACAGCUGUUGCCGAUGUGUUGUUGCUGCGUGACAAUAUAUCUGGUGUGCCAUUCUGUAUUGCCAAGUCUCGCCAAACAACUUCCCUGGUUAAGCAGAAUGUUGUCCUUGCUUUAAGUUGUAUAGUUUUGGCCUCACUUCCAUCUGUUUUAGGUUUUCUUCCCCUCUGGUUAACGGUUCUAUUACAUGAAGGUGGUACCCUUCUUGUCUGCCUCAACUCCAUCCGUGCUCUAAACCACCCAUCAUGGAGCUGGAGGCAGGAUUUAUGGGAUUUAUUUAACCAACUGAAAUCAAGACUCGAAUUUUCAAGGAGACUUGCAACAAGCUCAAACCCUACCCAAGCUGCACCUCCUGUAUCCUUAUAAUUCUUGAAGUUAUGCUAGUCCCCAGUACAGUUAUGUAUAACAGAAAUAACAGUCAAUCAAGUAAAUAUUCCUACA
Messenger RNA from Fragaria vesca subsp. vesca, 2700 nucleotides. Its product is annotated as probable cadmium/zinc-transporting ATPase HMA1, chloroplastic-like. NCBI's taxonomy places the organism in Eukaryota, Viridiplantae, Streptophyta, Magnoliopsida, Rosales, Rosaceae. The record is from RefSeq and is a predicted model, not a curated record. Gene Ontology annotation, cellular component: membrane. The transcript has 13 exons. Gene Ontology annotation, biological process: monoatomic cation transport. Gene Ontology annotation, molecular function: ATPase-coupled monoatomic cation transmembrane transporter activity; ATP hydrolysis activity; ATP binding. Bases 1 to 2625 code for a protein of 874 amino acids.